This is a messenger RNA of Uranotaenia lowii, 1121 nucleotides long. RefSeq names its product inositol oxygenase-like. Gene Ontology annotation, molecular function: inositol oxygenase activity; iron ion binding. Gene Ontology annotation, cellular component: cytoplasm. The coding region runs from base 200 to 1078 and encodes 292 amino acids. The transcript is spliced from 5 exons. Gene Ontology annotation, biological process: inositol catabolic process. NCBI's taxonomy places the organism in Eukaryota, Metazoa, Arthropoda, Insecta, Diptera, Culicidae. The record is from RefSeq and is a predicted model, not a curated record.
AACCAAACCGUUGUUUUUUAGAGAUAACAUUUUCAUUAAAAUCGGGAUGAGGCUCGGUUCGUUCGCUCAGUUCUAGGGGUGGAUUGAAACAAUACACAACCAACAAGUGGAAGGAUCGUUUUGUUAACAAGUUUCGUGUAAAAAGUUUUCCUUAAAAAGUGGUACCAUUGAUUGUCACGUUGAUUGAACGAACUGCACCAUGCGUAUUAUUGUGGAAGAGCACCCCAAUCUGUUGGAUGUUUCGGAGUUACUAAGGCCGGAGAAAAAGUUCGCCGACAAAGAGGUGUCUCAGUUCCGAGAUUACAGUAUCGACGAGAAUGACCCGUUAAAGGAACGUGUUCGGCGAACCUACAAACUGAUGCAUACUCACCAGACGGUGGAUUUCGUUAAAGGUCGCCACGAAGACUGGCUCAAAUUCGACCAUUUCCGGGCAACGAUUCGGGAAGCACUGGAGAAGCUCAAUGAUCUGGUCGAUGAAUCCGACCCGGAUCUGGACCUACCCAACAUCAUUCAUGCGUUCCAGACUGCCGAACGAGCUCGGGAGGAAUACCCGGAGUGGGACUGGCUGCACUUGACCGGCCUUAUCCAUGAUCUGGGCAAGGUGAUGGCCUUCUACGGGGAGCCACAGUGGGCCGUGGUCGGAGAUACCUUCCCGGUCGGGUGCGACUGGGGUCAGAGUAUCGUCUAUCGGGAGGAAAGUUUCGUGGACAAUGUCGACGGCAAGAAUUCCAAAUACAACACCAAAUACGGAAAGUACCAACCCAACUGCGGUCUGGAGCGGUUAACAAUGUCCUGGGGUCACGACGAAUACCUGUACCGGGUGUUGGUGCACAACAAGAGUACUCUGCCGCCUCAGGCUCUGAACAUGAUCCGGUACCAUUCGUUCUACCCAUGGCAUUCGGGUGGAGACUACGCUCAUCUGACCACGGACAAGGACGAGGAAACCAAACGAUGGGUCUUGCUUUUUAAUCGUUACGAUUUGUAUACCAAAUGUACGAAGAUACCGGACUUGGAGGCGCUGUGGCCGUAUUACCAGAGCUUGAUCGACAAAUACAUUCCUGGAGAGAUUGAAUGGUGAGGGCACGAAACGGGACCAGAUAUAUGUUUUAAUAUUUAUACUA